Messenger RNA from Phaeoacremonium minimum UCRPA7, 942 nucleotides. RefSeq names its product putative nitrilase family protein. Gene Ontology annotation, biological process: oxaloacetate metabolic process; L-glutamine metabolic process. Gene Ontology annotation, molecular function: omega-amidase activity. The transcript has a single exon. Gene Ontology annotation, cellular component: mitochondrion. The record is from RefSeq and is a predicted model, not a curated record. The coding region runs from base 1 to 942 and encodes 313 amino acids. Lineage: Eukaryota; Fungi; Ascomycota; Sordariomycetes; Togniniales; Togniniaceae.
AUGGCGACCCCGACCUCCAGCCCUCUGCUGAAAAAGCCCGUCAAGCUGGCAUGCAUCCAGCUCGCCAGCGGCGCCGACAAGAGCGCCAACUUGUCGCAUGCCCGCGACAAGGUGCUUGAGGCCGCUGGCUCCGGCGCAAAGAUCAUCGUGCUGCCGGAGUGCUUCAACUCGCCGUAUGGCUGCGACUACUUCCCGUCGUACGCCGAGCCCCUGCUGCCAUCGCCGCCCUCCAAGGAGCAGAGCCCCAGCUUCCAUGCGCUGUCGGCAAUGGCGAAGGAAACCCAGACAUAUCUGGUGGCGGGGUCGAUCCCCGAGCUGGAGAUAGAAGGAGAGAAAGAGGAUAAGCAUUAUUACAAUACUUCUCUGAUAUUCGGGCCCGAUGGAUCAUUGCUGGCGACGCACCGGAAGGUGCAUCUCUUCGACAUUGAUAUCCCAGGGAAGAUCAAGUUCAAGGAGUCGGAUGUACUGAGCCCUGGAAACAAGGUGACGAUUGUGGAUCUUCCCGAGUACGGCAAGAUCGCGGUGGCUAUCUGCUACGACAUCAGAUUCCCUGAGCUGGCCAUGAUUGCCGCGAGGAAAGGUUGCUUUGCUUUGAUAUACCCCGGCGCGUUCAAUCUCACCACGGGCCCACUUCACUGGAAGCUUCAAGGCCAGGCGAGAGCCAUGGACAACCAAAUCUAUGUGGCUUUGUGUAGCCCGGCGAGAGAUAUGAGCGCAAGCUAUCAUGCCUACGGCCACAGUUUGAUUGUAGACCCUAUGGCGCAAGUCCUUGUAGAGGCCGAGGAGAAGGAGGCAAUCGUCUCUCACGAGAUAGAUGGCAGCAAGAUUGAGGAGGCUCGAAAGGGGAUUCCGCUAAGGGAUCAGAGGCGUUUCGAUGUAUAUCCUGAUGUGAGUGAAGGAGGAAAACUCAGUGACUCCAAGCAGCAAGAGAUAACGCAGUAG